Molecule: messenger RNA, 1299 nt
Organism: Sycon ciliatum
Lineage: Eukaryota; Metazoa; Porifera; Calcarea; Leucosolenida; Sycettidae
Exons: 5
Coding region: 148-1011 (287 amino acids)
Cellular component (GO): nucleosome; nucleus
Molecular function (GO): DNA binding; structural constituent of chromatin; protein heterodimerization activity
Source: RefSeq, a predicted model, not a curated record
AUAAUAUUAGCACUAUAGCCGCCAACCUUAUAGGCCACACUGACUGUACAAGUAUCUCGUUUGUGUUGUGGAAUUUAUUUAGUUGUUCAUUGCCGAAGUCGUUGAGAGGUCUAAAAAGCAAAUUCUGUAAAGUGUUUCUGUGUCAGCAUGGCUAGAACAAAGCAAACUGCCCGAAAGUCAACUGGAGGAAAAGCUCCAAUGAAGCAGCUUGGGCUUGCCACCUUGGCUGCUCGUAAGAGUGCUCCCUCACCUCCUGAAUUGAAGAGGCCUCACAGAUACCGUCCUGGUACUGUCGCUCUUCGAGAAAUUCGUCGUUACCAGAAAUCCACUGAGCUUCUUAUCCCCAAGCGGCCCUUCCAGAAUCUUGUUCGUGAAAUCGCUCAGGACUUUAAGAGUGACCUUCGUUUUCAGUCGGCGGCCAUUGGUGCUCUUCAGGAGGCAUGCGAGGCCUACCUGGUCGCAAUCCUCGAGGACACCAACUUGUGUGCCAUUCAUGCUAAGCGGGUCACCAUCAUGCCCAAGGACAUCCAGCUGGCACGUCGCAUCCGUGGCGAGCGGGCUUGUCGGGCUGAAAAUUCUGUAAAGUGUUUCUGUGUCAUCAUGGCUAGAACAAAGCAAACUGCCCGUAAGUCAACGGGAGGAAAAGCCCCAAGGAAGCAGCUUGCCACCAAGGCUGCUCGUAAGAGUGCUCCGUCAACUGGUGGUGUGAAGAAGCCUCACAGAUACCGUCCUGGUACUGUCGCUCUUCGUGAAAUUCGGCGUUACCAGAAAUCCACUGAUCUUCUUAUACGCAAGCUGCCCUUCCAGCGUCUUGUUCGCGAAAUCGCUCAGGACUUCAAGACUGACCUUCGUUUUCAGUCGGCAGGCAUUUGUGCUCUUCAGGAGGCAAGCGAGGCUUACCUGGUCGGCCUAUUCGAGGACACCAACUUGUGUGCCAUCCAUGCUAAGCGUGUCACCAUCAUGCCCAAGGACAUGCAGCUGGCACGUCGCAUCCGUGGCGAGCGGGCAUAAGCUGUUUCUGGCUCACUGAUAUUCAUGCAAUACAUAUCUGCUGCUUAUACUCGUACACCCAUAUGCAUGUAGCGUGCUUCUUGGACUUUGUACGAGUAGGUUUUGGUGAUAGAUUUUCGGUGUGUCACAUCAGAUCUACAUGUACAUCAUGCAAGUUACUUUGGUCUCGUACUUAAGUGGUAGCAUAUCACACACCAACCUGGACACACAAGCAUGCCAUAAUGGUUAUUUUUAGUGGUUGUCUCAUAUUUGUCACCAAUAAUCCCAUUUGUGGAAAAGGUAUUGUUU